AUGUCUGUACGGGUUGGGGACCGGAGCUGGGGCCCCGACCGCCCCCGGGGGCUGGAGCUGACAUCUCGGCUGUGCUGGGACCGGCCCCAGGAGCGCAGGGACGGGGUGCCGGGGGCUCUGGGGGCCAGCCCAGAGCUGAGCCAGGGGCACGCGGGGCUCGACGGCAGCAGCAGGGCCGGACAGGGAGCGCUGCAGACAGACACCGUCUGCUCCAGCCCGCGGAUCCUCUUUCCCAACAAACCGCUCUGUUCUGCUGCUGCUGCAGACAAAGGCCGGAGCAGGGAUUACCGGGACCAGCACCGCAUGCUGGCGCUGCUGCUGGGCACGCUGCUGUGGGCGCCCUGGCAGGCGCUGCACGGGGCGCCGCUGGUCGAGCUCUCGGGGGACCAGGACUUCCAGCUCUUCCUGCACAAGAACCUCGAGUUCACCCGCAAGAUCAAGGGGGACGUGGCCGUGCUGCAGCGCGUGGUGUGCGACACCUUCCAGCUGUGCAAGGAGGAAGAGCUGCUGCUGGUGCGGCAGGACCUGGGCAUCGUGCAGGUGCCGCUGGAGCAGUGCCACAGCCGCAACUUCCAGGCAGAGGCCUGCUUCAGCCAGAUCCACGACGGCCUCCGCGCCUACCAUGGCUCCCUCGCCGCCGUCCUGGAGCUGCUGCCUGGGCACACCAGCCUGGUGGAGACCCUGCAGCUGGACGCUGCCAACCUCUCCUCCAACAUCCAGCAGCAGAUGGAGGACCUGGGCCUGGCCACGGUGACGUACCCCACGGAGGGCCCGGGCCCCCUCCCCACCUUCUCCUCCAGUUUCCACCACCAGGUCGGCGGCUUCUUCAUCCUGGCCAACUUCCAGCGGUUCCUGGAGACGGCGUACCGGGCGCUGCGGCACCUCGCCCGCCGCCCCCCCCCCCGCCUCUGA
This is a messenger RNA of Aptenodytes forsteri (emperor penguin), 912 nucleotides long. RefSeq names its product colony stimulating factor 3 (gene CSF3). The transcript has 6 exons. Gene Ontology annotation, cellular component: extracellular region. Gene Ontology annotation, molecular function: cytokine activity; growth factor activity. Gene Ontology annotation, biological process: immune response; positive regulation of myeloid cell differentiation; positive regulation of cell population proliferation. The coding region runs from base 1 to 912 and encodes 303 amino acids. The record is from RefSeq and is a predicted model, not a curated record. Lineage: Eukaryota; Metazoa; Chordata; Aves; Sphenisciformes; Spheniscidae.